Parus major (Great Tit) is the source of this 1488-nucleotide messenger RNA. RefSeq names its product phospholysine phosphohistidine inorganic pyrophosphate phosphatase (gene LHPP). Gene Ontology annotation, biological process: dephosphorylation. Lineage: Eukaryota; Metazoa; Chordata; Aves; Passeriformes; Paridae. The coding region runs from base 66 to 869 and encodes 267 amino acids. The transcript has 7 exons. Gene Ontology annotation, molecular function: inorganic diphosphate phosphatase activity; phosphatase activity. The record is from RefSeq and is a predicted model, not a curated record. Gene Ontology annotation, cellular component: cytosol.
AGCAGCGUUUCCCGGCGGGGCGGAGCGGAGCCCGGGACUGCAUUUCCCGGCAGCGCCGAGCGGCCAUGGCGGGCGGCGGCUGGGCCCGGGCCGUCAGGGGGCUGCUGCUCGAUGUCAGCGGCGUCCUCUACGACAGCGGUGCCGAUGGCGGCGUCCCCAUCGGCGGCUCGGCCGAGGCCGUGCGCAGGAUCAAAGCCUCUGGGCUGAAGCUGCAGCUCUGCACCAACGAAACCCAAGCGACCCGGGAGAAUUUUGUGAGGAAGCUGCGAGCCAUGGGCUUUGACAUCUCGGUGGCCGAAGUGACGGCGCCGGCGCCGGCCGCCUGUCGCCUCCUGAAGGAGCGUGGCCUGAGGCCACACCUGCUGGUGCACGACGAUCUUGUCCCUGAAUUUGCUGAGAUUGAUAAGACAAACCCUAACUGUGUGGUUCUUGGAGAUGCAGCAGAAAACUUCACCUAUGCAAACCUGAAUGAGGCUUUCCGACUUCUGAUUGGGAUGGAGAAGCCUGUCUUGAUCUCCCUUGGAAAAGGACGCUACUAUAAAGAAACUGAUGGUCUGAAACUUGAUGUUGGAGCAUAUAUGAAGGCAUUAGAGUAUGCUUGUGAUGUCCAGGCCGAGGUGGUGGGGAAACCAGCAAAAAGGUUUUUUGAGUCAGCCCUGGCAGAACUGGGAGUUCCACCAGAGCAGGCCAUCAUGAUCGGGGAUGACAUCGUGAAUGAUGUUGGGGGAGCCCAGCAGUGCGGGAUGAGAGCGCUGCAGGUGCGGACGGGCAAGUACAGGCCAUCAGAUGAAAACCACCCCGAGGUGAAGCCUGAUGCCUACGUGAACAACCUGGCUGAGGCCGUGGACAUCAUCCUCCAGCAUCUGUAAAUCCCAGCAGGAGCAGGGGUGAACCUUCACCUGCAGCCUCUCCAUGGAACCACUUCAUCCUUUCCCACCUCCAUCUCACGUUAACCCAGCCCAGCCCUGUCCAGGGCGCCCACCUUCCAAAAUGUUUCACAUAAUGGCACUAAAAUCAUCUCCUCUCUCAUCCAAGGGAGCACCAAACCUGCUGUGCUCUGCAAGUCUGGAAUGUCCUGCCCUUGGUGCCUGUGAGUGGCUUCAGCCUCCUCUGGGUGAUGCUGGGGGCCUCUUCCCCUCUUUUAUCUUUGCUCACACAGGGGACCCAGCCUGGAGGUGGGAAACUGGGAAGCCGGGCAGCCCCUCGUGCAUGGAUUUACCUCUUUAACCCACAUGUCCUGUGCCUUUUGGGGUGCCUGAGAUGGGGUGGGGGGUGUCCUUGGGGGCUGCUGGAGGCCACCAAGCCCUGGGGUGCUGUGUGUGCCUCGGGUGGCACAAAACCCCUGGGGUGGGGAGCAGUCCUGCCUUGGCAAGGCAGGAUCUGUGAUUCUGCCAGGAUCAGCCCUGGGUGAGGGCACAGGAAUCCAGUAACACAUCAGGGAAUAACUGAGCCAUCCUGUCAGGAAUAAACCCUGUCCUUUGCAUCUGG